AUGAAUGAUAUUAAUCAAUAGACUAUUGAAUCUCUUUCUGAUAAUGAAGCCAGUAUUAAAAACCUGAUUAAAGAGAGCGAGGACCUGAAGAGAGCCGUCAACGGUAGGCAUGACUGUGAAGACAUUUGGCAUAUUAACAUCGAGAGAGUAAUACAAGUUUUAGGAUGAUAGUCAGUCACUAUUAUUAUAAUUAGGAGGAGAGUUAGACAAAAUAAAAUAGGAAGUGCUGAACAAAAAUGAGAAAACACAAACAUGACGAGACAUGAAUAAUGAAGAAUUCUCUGACUGAAGAGAGGGACAAGUGGAAGAAGAUCAACCUUGGUAAGUAAGACAAUGAAAGUACGCAACAUUUAAGACUUGAAGAGGCUUCAGUCCAAUAUUAGUGAAGGUAAACGUACGUGCAAAAAGUGUGAAACAUCAUAUGUUGCACGUAGUUUGGUAGAGUUGCCAUUUGGUUUCUUAGACUUGUAGGAGAUUCUUCACAUUGACUAUGUCAUUAAUAGAAGACUGAGCUUUGAAUUACUGAAACCAAAUGACAAUCUGUAUUAAACAAUGCAGUCUGGUUAUUUUGAAGUGAUGGUAUCUUCCAAACCAGGUAUAGAGGCCCGAUUCAGAAAUCUGACUGAAGAGAGAGAUGAGCUGAACAGAACUGUCUAUGGUGAGUAAUUACAAUGAUUUCAUUUGAAAGCUACAUGGUAACACAAGUUUUAGGAUGAAAGCCAGAAACUUGCAUAUCUGUGUCACUAGAGAUCUCUGUCACUAUUGAAGUUCUCAGAAAACGUUAUGUAUAUCGAGCAGAAGAAACCAACCUCCAUGAAUAAAUGAAUGAUAUUAAUCAAUAGACUAUUGAAUCUCUUUCUGAUAAUGAAGCCAGUAUUAAAAACCUGAUUAAAGAGAGCGAGGACCUGAAGAGAGCCGUCAACGGUAGGCAUGACUGUGAAGACAUUUGGCAUAUUAACAUCGAGAGAGUAAUACAAGUUUUAGGAUGAUAGUCAGUCACUAUUAUUAUAAUUAGGAGGAGAGUUAGACAAAAUAAAAUAGGAAGUGCUGAACAAAAAUGAGAAAACACAAACAUGACGAGACAUGAAUAAUGAAGAAUUCUCUGACUGAAGAGAGGGACAAGUGGAAGAAGAUCAACCUUGGUAAGUAAGACAAUGAAAGUACGCAACAUUUAAGACUUGAAGAGGCUUCAGUCCAAUAUUAGUGAAGGUAAACGUACGUGCAAAAAGUGUGAAACAUCAUAUGUUGCACGUAGUUUGGUAGAGUUGCCAUUUGGUUUCUUAGACUUGUAGGAGAUUCUUCACAUUGACUAUGUCAUUAAUAGAAGACUGGGCUUUGAAUUACUGAAACCAAAUGACAAUCUGUAUUAAACAAUGCAGUCUGGUUAUUUUGAAGUGAUGGUAUCUUCCAAACCAGGUAUAGAGGCCCGAUUCAGAAAUCUGACUGAAGAGAGAGAUGAGCUGAACAGAACUGUCUAUGGUGAGUAAUUACAAUGAUUUCAUUUGAAAGCUACAUGGUAACACAACUUUAAGGAUGAAAGCCAGAAACUUGCAUAUCUGUGUCAUUAUUGAAGUUCUCAGAAAACGUUAUGUAUAUCGAGCAGAAGAAACCAACUUCCAUGAAUAAAUGAAUGAUAUUAAUCAAUAGACUAUUGAAUCUCUUUCUGAUAAUGAAGCCAGUAUUAAAAACCUGAUAAAAGAGAGCGAGGACCUGAAGAGAGCCGUCAACGGUAGGCAUGACUGUGAAGACAUUUGGCAUAUUAACAUUGAGAGAGUAAUACAAGUUUUAGGAUGAUAGUCAGUCACUAUUAUUAUAAUUAGGAGGAGAGUUAGACAAAAUAAAAUAGGAAGUGCUGAACAAAAAUGAGAAAACACAAACAUGACGAGACAUGAAUAAUGAAUAAUUCUCUGACUGAAGAGAGGGACAAGUGGAAGAAGAUCAACCUUGGUAUAGAGGCCCGAUUCAGAAAUCUGACUGAAGAGAGAGAUGAGCUGAACAGAACUGUCUAUGGUGAGUAAUUACAAUGAUUUCAUUUGAAAGCUACAUGGUAACACAACUUUAAGGAUGAAAGCCAGAAACUUGCAUAUCUGUGUCAUUAUUGAAGUUCUCAGAAAACGUUAUGUAUAUCGAGCAGAAGAAACCAACUUCCAUGAAUAAAUGAAUGAUAUUAAUCAAUAGACUAUUGAAUCUCUUUCUGAUAAUGAAGCCAGUAUUAAAAACCUGAUUAAAGAGAGCGAGGACCUGAAGAGAGCCGUCAACGGUAGGCAUGACUGUGAAGACAUUUGGCAUAUUAACAUCGAGAGAGUAAUACAAGUUUUAGGAUGAUAGUCAGUCACUAUUAUUAUAAUUAGGAGGAGAGUUAGACAAAAUAAAAUAGGAAGUGCUGAACAAAAAUGAGAAAACACAAACAUGACGAGACAUGAAUAAUGAAUAAUUCUCUGACUGAAGAGAGGGACAAGUGGAAGAAGAUCAACCUUGGUAUAGAGGCCCGAUUCAGAAAUCUGACUGAAGAGAGAGAUGAGCUGAACAGAACUGUCUAUGAUGUCGAGGCCUCAUAACAAAAACCUGACUGAACAGAGAGAUGAGCUGAAGAGGAAGCUGAAGGACCAAGUUUCCCUGAAUAAUUCUCUGACUGAAGAGAGGGACAAGUGUAAGAAGAUCAACCUUGAUACUACAGUCAUUAUUGAAAGUCUAACCAAAGAGAGAAAUGAGCUGAAGAGGAUGCUUAAUGACCGUACCCAACAGGUGUGGGUGUCUUUCAGUGGCAGUUUUUACUACGUUUCUUCUACGAAGAAAACCUGGCAAGACAGUAGAAAUGACUGUCUUCGAAGAGGUGCGGACCUAAUGAUUAUCAACAGUCAAGAAGAGCAGAACUUUGCACGCCGAUUCAGAAAGUACAUGUGGGUUGGACUGAAUGACAAACAGACUGAAGGAAGAUGGGAAUGGGUGAAUGGGAACGCAAUGACCACAAGCUACUGGAGUGAAGGUGAGCCUAAUGGUGGCAGACGCGAAAACUGUGGCAAUGUAAAGAAUUUUGAGUACGACUACAGCUGGAAUGAUGAAGACUGUUCCACUUCACUCUUCUGGGUAUGUGAAAAGAAGACUUUCCCGUAACUCUGCCUCUGCACCUGCAAGACAACAAAAAAGACAAGGCAGUGAUGUGGACGUCUCAAAUGCAGCUGAACAGAAGACGUAACAUUACUAUUUGUUAUCAUUUUUAGAUGUGAAUACCAUUUACAGAUUUGCUAGCUUAGUGUGUAUGUAGUUUUAAAGGCAUGUACAUAGAAAUAAAUAAAUAGAAAUCUGUAGUCGAUUGUAUCACCCUUGAUGAACCUUUAAAUAACAUCUGCAAUGUUCUCAUUUGCUGUCAUUAAACUAAAUGACUAACUGCUCAUAAUUAGGAACAGGGACAUGACAUACUGUAUUUGAUGGUGUUUUAGCUGUUUAUCAAAACACAUUCAAGUCACAGUUAUAUAAUGAAUGUGUCAAUGCCAAUGCCAGUUCAUCAACAGAUGUUAAGCAAAGUGCUAUAUAGAGUAAAUAAGGCAGAAUACAUCAAACAUAUAAACACACAGUCAACACAAAAACAAUACAAUGAAGAGGAAGAUGUAAAUAAAUAAUGCUAAAUAAAAAGUACUAUAUUAAACCCCUCAAACUGAAUUAAAUGCCAAAAAAUACAAAUGAGUUUCAAGAGAGGAUUUUAAAAUAUGAAGAGGCUGACUGUUUCAGACUCCAGGAGCUGCAGCAGAGAAAGUACAAUCUCCCCCGUGCUUCAACCUUGUUCUUGGGACAACCUCAAGACAAUGGUCUGCAGCCCUGAGUAACCUUAGUUUGACUUAAUGAGAUCAGAGAGAAUUAAGUGCAGACUCUGGACUUCAAUUUGAAGGUCAGAUCACAACUUUUUAUAUAUAUAUACAACUUGAUUUUCUCAUCUGACUAAAAAUGUUUUCUAAUCUAGACAGAUGAUGGUUUUCCAAUGCAGUUCUUUUUGUCCAACCUAUUGUAAGUGGGUACAUUACUCCAGUAAAUUGUCUUGGUCCUGAAUCAACAAGCUUUGAUUAGAUCUGUGUUGUAUUUUAACUUCUAUGUUAAAUAAAGGUCACUACUUUAUAAAA
Molecule: messenger RNA, 4115 nt
Organism: Mugil cephalus (flathead mullet)
Lineage: Eukaryota; Metazoa; Chordata; Actinopteri; Mugiliformes; Mugilidae
Product: CD209 antigen-like protein C
Exons: 9
Coding region: 2539-3114 (191 amino acids)
Molecular function (GO): signaling receptor activity
Source: RefSeq, a predicted model, not a curated record